Molecule: messenger RNA, 1766 nt
Organism: Myotis myotis
Lineage: Eukaryota; Metazoa; Chordata; Mammalia; Chiroptera; Vespertilionidae
Gene: PAIP2B
Product: poly(A) binding protein interacting protein 2B
Exons: 5
Coding region: 246-617 (123 amino acids)
Biological process (GO): negative regulation of translational initiation
Cellular component (GO): cytoplasm
Molecular function (GO): mRNA regulatory element binding translation repressor activity
Source: RefSeq, a predicted model, not a curated record
GAGGCCACCUGGCGAGUGGUGGGGCGCUCCUCGGCGCUGUGGCUCACGCUCCGGUUCGGGAGGCCGAAGCUGUUCUGGCGGCGGCGACCUCUGAGGCUAUCGGAAGAGCCAGCGCGUGGGGUCUGAAGGAGGGGCUUCUGGUCAGCUCAGGCAGCUGGAAGGUGAGCACCGGAGAAGCAGACGACACUGUCCAGGGAAACUUCACAGAGGGAACUUGAAUCGGUUCUGUUAAAGGUUCUAUCAUAAUGAAUGGAUCCAGUGUGGCAAAUACAUCACCCAAUGUAAAAUCCAAAGAGGACCAGGUGUUAAAUGGGCACGAUGAGAAAGAAAACCCAUUUGCAGAGUACAUGUGGAUGGAGAAUGAAGAGGAUUUUAACAGACAGGUGGAGGAGGAGCUGCUGGAGCAGGACUUCUUGGACCGGUGCUUCCAGGAGAUGCUGGACGAGGAAGACCAAGACUGGUUUAUUCCAUCACGAGACCUGCCUCAGGCCAUGGGACAGUUGCAACAGCAGUUAAAUGGACUAUCUGUCAGCAAUGGUCAUGAUUCUGAAGAUAUUUUGAGCAAAAGUAACCUGAACCCGGAUGCCAAGGAAUUUAUUCCAGGAGUGAAGUACUGAGCUGACAGAAACUUUGAGGAGGACUUGUAUGUCCCCACAUCUGGGGACAGUGCCGCACAAAAAGGCAGAGCUGAAGGGGGGAGGGGGGGGGCGCUAGGGAUGCACAGUUGGGGAGGGGAAUAGUAGUUUAACUUAACACUGUGACUGGAGUAGCUAAACGUGCUCAGUCUUACUCUACAAGCCUCUGAGUAUUUCUCUUUUGUUCUACUGACUUUCCUUUUGAGCAGUUUAUUAUUAUUAUUAUCAUUAUUAGGUUUUGCCUUUUUGAGUUAGGGAAAUUUUUGCAAUCCCGCCCCCCCUUCAUCAGGAAUGUUCUGCAAUGUGUGUUUAAACAGAAUAAGCUCAAUAAGCUGACCAAGAAAAUCUGGGUGUUUACACGAAUGCCCUCUCACCCUGCUGUAUGCUUGCAAGGGCAGUGAGCACCUAGAAAACUACUGAGUCUUUUAAGCUGGAUGGGAAGAGGGAUGAGUGGAAGAAGCAGGUGUUUUAAACCAGCCUUUGCAACUAUGCGACCCCUGAGGGCUUUCUGCAAUGAACUGGGAUUACCAAUUGCCUGCUGAGCCCAUGUCUUCCUGCCUUGAACCUCCAUUCAAGAAAACACGGACUUAUAAAGUAUUGGUUUACAGUAACUCUUUUGAUGUUGAUGAACGUUGUAAAUUCAAGGGGAAAACUGUGAUGGUUAUUGCCACUUGAGUCAUACAGUUACGGUUGGCCUACUCUUAAGCCUGUUUACAGCUACCAUCAAACUCAUCAUUUACAAGGUACAGGAGCACGUAGGUAGAUUUGCCUCUUUGUCUUUCAUGGUAUCUAGUCCCAUAUUCCUUUUCACCCCCACCCUACUCUGAUUUUAAGAAAAGAUAUUAUUACCAAAGGUGUGUGAAAGGCAUGCUAUGCUGGCCAGCAGCUUCAGCCUGGAGAAGCCAUCCUUGAAUCCUGUUAGUGUGUCUUAAGUUUAUUUUGACAGUUGUUUUUCCCAGCCCAUGAAGACUCAGUCCUUUUGGUAUAUUACUUUCUUGGAAAGGUUUAUGCACUUUUAUAAGUAAAUAUAUUUUUUAGGACACUAGCAAGAAGCUCAGUUCACAAUUUUGAUGCUUCUCCCACUUUACAGAAUUAUGCAAAAGAACUAAAAAAAAAAAAAAAAAAAAAAAA